Oxyura jamaicensis (ruddy duck) is the source of this 2309-nucleotide messenger RNA. It is a transcript of the gene PRORP, whose product is annotated as protein only RNase P catalytic subunit. Gene Ontology annotation, cellular component: mitochondrion; mitochondrial ribonuclease P complex. Bases 255 to 2024 code for a protein of 589 amino acids. The transcript is spliced from 7 exons. Gene Ontology annotation, molecular function: ribonuclease P activity; protein binding. NCBI's taxonomy places the organism in Eukaryota, Metazoa, Chordata, Aves, Anseriformes, Anatidae. Gene Ontology annotation, biological process: tRNA 5'-leader removal; mitochondrial tRNA 5'-end processing. The record is from RefSeq and is a predicted model, not a curated record.
UCAUCUCGAGACAGAAAGGCACUCGUUUGGGUGAAUGUUCUCGUAGUCUGAGUAAUUUUCUUUUUUUAAAAAAAGACAUUUUACUAUUUUUUGUUUCCAUAAUUGUAAAAGACUCACAGAACACGCAUUUUGAAACGGAAGCUUAUGCAGCGUGACGGCCCUCAGACCUUUAUGAUAAACUUUCCCACACAAGCUACUUUCCAUGUUGCAGUUUCUCUCCACACCGUGAGCUGAUAGCGAGAUAACUUCUUGUGAUGGCACUCUUUUCUCAAACCAGUCACCAGGGUUUGCAGGGUUUGCUGUGGAAAUGUCGUAUGUUCCAACCUGUUUCGAGAUGUCAACAACUGUUUGCCGUCUCUUUUGGCAUCCCCAGUAGGGAAAAAGUUAGCUCUUUCAGUUCCGUGACUUCUUCCAGCACUGCUUUACCCGUGGAUCCCAAAGGAGCUGAUGCCUUUCCUACCAAGAAAAGGUCUGAAGUUACUUACGAAGAAGAAGGAUGGGAUGAGGAAACUAAAGAAAUACCUGAAGAGAAACCCCGCCUCUCUUCCUUUGCAGGAGCUCCCAAGAAACAAAUAAGUCACAUUGCAUUAAGGCAUAAGUUUGCCAAGGUACAGCCUCCAGAAAAACCUUUACAGGCUGAGGAAUGGAAUAGACUGAAGGAAAGCUUUCAGUCACCUGAAGUAUUUGAAGAAGUGAUGUUUAACAGUAUGAUCAGCUACAACAGCUCCAUUGACGUGGCUAAGUCCUUGCUGACUCACAUGGCAAAAAGUAACGGUGACAUUGGGUAUAACUUGUUGGUCAAAUAUCUGGCAUUGUGUGUCCAGCAAGGGAAGACUUCAGAAAUUUGUGAUGUGUAUGAUAUAUUGAAAAUCAGAUUUAAGGUUUUAGAGAGUGGGGCUUACAAUCUUAUUGUCAGGGGGCUGGGUAAUUCAGAUCAAUGGAGAAAGGCAUUGACUGUUUUGGAAGAAAUAAAAAAGGCUAUGAUUCCUUCACGAGUGAACUAUGAGUCCUGUAUCAAAGCAGCCUGCCGUCACCAAGAAAUGACCCUCGCAUGCGAACUUUACCAUGAAAUGUUGACUAAAGAUUUGGUGCCAACGCUGGAUGUGCUACAGACCUUUUUUGACUACAGCAGGGGUAUGAAAGAUCCUGAAUUACAAAAAGAGCUGUUUGGUAUCCUCUUAUAUUUCAGAGCGAACCAAAUAUAUCCUCACAAAACACUUAUGCGGAGUAUAAAGCUGUGGUUUGAAAGUAUACCGGGAGAGAACUGGAGAGGACACCUGACCAACAUCACCAACAGUGGACAGUGCCCAGUUUGCAGCCAUCAGUUGGAGGAUAGUGAGCUCAGCGAAGAGGAGUAUAACAAUCUCAGUGAAAGAAUAAUAAGAGAUGUGAUACAUGGAACGGAUACUUUCAGAAAGACAAGUCCACAGGAAUUUGAAGCCUUUCAAGCAUUUGUGGAAAAUCGAUUUCCGUUUGAUAUUGUUAUUGAUGGACUCAAUGUUUCCCACAUAAAACCCAGAAAGUUGCAGUGUGAAAAUCUAUUUGAGGCUGUCAACUGCCUGGCAAAAAACAAUGCCCGCUUGCUUGUGCUGGGCCGCAAACACAUGCUGGCCAACUCUUCAAACUGGAAAAGAGAGGUUAUGAAGGAGAUGCAGAAUAAGGCAGACUUCUUCUUUGCUGAAAACAUUUCUGAAGAUGAUACCUUCUUGUUAUAUGCCACUCUUCGAUCUGGCAAACACUGCAAGUUCGUUACGAGAGACUUCCUUCGGGAUCACAAAGCUUGUCUUUCUGACAGUCAGACGCGUCAGCUGUUCCGUAAGUGGCAGCGUGGACACCAAAUAGCCCUUUCUCCUUCUGUAGGAGGAAAUCCUAUGAAAUUUUUGCCUGCUUUCAGUUAUGACUGUGUGGUACAGACUACAGGGGACACAUGGCAUAUCCCCUAUAAAGAUGUUUAUGAGGAAAAAUAUUCAUAUCGAGUGCCAAGAAAAUGGCUCUGCCUUCAUCGGAAGUACAGAAGAAUGUAAUUGCACAAGCUGAAAUUUCUUUUUUUUAAAAAAAAAAAAAAUCCCUGCUGUCGACUAAAAGAACAGAAUACAUGUAGAACAGCAGUACAAGUACGGGAUUAAUGUGUGAGGCAUGUAACUAAAGAAAAUUAAUUAACUGCAUUUUGUCAAAAUCAUUCUUGAAGUAAAUCUGUUAAUAUCAGUGGGGGUCCAGCAGGGAUGAAUUAGGUCCACGAUUUCCAUCUUUACUGGCAAUUUCUGUAGCCUCAAUGUGAUUUUGAAUUAAAACUUGUUUUUCCCUCCUGG